Messenger RNA from Cladocopium goreaui, 1176 nucleotides. The record is from the annotation of a GenBank genome assembly. NCBI's taxonomy places the organism in Eukaryota, Dinophyceae, Suessiales, Symbiodiniaceae.
AUGGGUGAGAUGUCCACCAUGCGACCUUUGAACCGUCAAUCCCCCAAGGCCAAGGCCGGCGCCUCGGGCGCCUCGGGCGCCUCGGGCGCCUCGGGCGCCCAGUCCCGAAUGAAUUUGGCCUUUCCUCUGCGUGCCUUAGUCGAGAGGAUCAACGUCAAUGAUGACCCUGCCUGGGCUGCCUGUAUGAGCCCUGACAUCAUUCGAGCUGAGCGUGCGGAGCGAUCGGCCAGAGAGACUGCCAGGGAGAUCCCGAGGGAGAUCCCAAGGGAGAUCCCGACGAGGGAGGAAUUGCCCAGGUUGCUGGGGGCCAGGUCAUCAAUUUUGGAGGUGCCGGCGGAGCAUCAGACCUCCGUGGGCUGUUGUGGUCAUUUGCAGCUCACUGGAAGAGUUUGGGAGCUCUCUCAGGACGCCAAAGGAUGCCGAGACGUACAACGUGCCAUCGAAGAAGCUGCGGAUGAUGUGACACGAUCGCGCUUGGUGACAGAGCUUGCUGGGCACGUGCUAGAUGCUAUGCGAUGUCCGCACGCGAACCACGUCCUUCAGAAGUGCAUCACUUGUUCCAGGCCUCACGAUUGCCAGUUCAUCGUUGAUGAGAUUAUGGCUUGUCAUGGUUUUGCGGAGCUGGCUGCUCGUCACAAGUUUGGGUGCCGCAUCAUUCAGAGGCUUGUUGAGCAGUGUCCACAGCAGGUCGAAGGGAUGGCUUCGGCGAUUCUAUCGGACGUCAGCAGCAUUGCCAGACAUCCCUACGGCAACUAUGUCCUACAGAAUUUGCUGGAGCAUGGAAACCCGUCUCAACGGGGCCGGCUGGCUGAGGAGCUCAGGUUGAAUGUGGCUCCCAUCUGCCAGGCUAGAUUCGAUGCUAUCGACUUCAUCCAUUCGACCAAGCUGUCUCACGAGGACACGAUGUCCUUGGCUAAAGCUAUAGUUCAGGAAGAUGGGCUGCUGACUUUCAUGGCGCACGCUCGCCAUGGACAUGCGGCAGUGCGGCUGAUUCUUCAGGCACUUGAUGGCCCCAACCGCGCGAAAGCCCGAGACUUGCUCUGUGCUGAACUGCCAUCCCUCAAAGUUUCAAGGUAUGGCAGAGUAGUUGCCGGCUGGAUCGAAGCAGAGGGCAGGAAGGCAGGAGCAUUCCUCAGGGAAGCGUUGUCACUGGGAGCCGUUGUCCAAGUAGUUUAG